This is a messenger RNA of Panthera uncia (snow leopard), 2825 nucleotides long. RefSeq names its product pregnancy-associated glycoprotein-like. NCBI's taxonomy places the organism in Eukaryota, Metazoa, Chordata, Mammalia, Carnivora, Felidae. The coding region runs from base 1459 to 2649 and encodes 396 amino acids. Gene Ontology annotation, molecular function: aspartic-type endopeptidase activity. Gene Ontology annotation, biological process: proteolysis. The transcript is spliced from 9 exons. The record is from RefSeq and is a predicted model, not a curated record.
CUGUUGGGACGAGCACUCGGUGUAUGGAAGUGAUGAAUCCCUGGGUUCUGCUCCUGAAACCGAUACUACACGAUAUGUUAACUAACUUGAAUUUAAAUACAUCAAUUUUUGAAAAGGCAAAGAAAACUAAUAUGGUGAGGAUGUAUUCAGUCUCUUAUUCGUUCAACCAACGUGAACUGAACACCCCUUCAGUCUGUGCUCUACUCCCACCGCUUGGCUAGAAAUAAAAACCUGUGCAGCCUACAGCCCACAGUUGCUUGAGGUCUGGUUCACACUGUGUUUGUGGGUCGGUUUGUUUUUAAGAAAAUAGUUGCUCACAUUUGAAAAUAAGGAUUUCACAUCAAUAUCCAGGCUUCUGACCUCUCUUGAAAACUUGGCCAGGCUGGCAUCAUCAGCCAGACGUGGCAGCUGCUGGUUGGAAUGGGGUAGAGGCUGCCCCCUUGUGGUGGGGCAGGGGAUGCCCCGUCCAGCCCUUCCAUUCGUUUCCCUCACUCCCGGAUCUUGAGCGUGUGAGCCCUGCCCUACAUGGCAAGCUUCCUGAACCCAAGGACCACUUGUGUCUUAUUUGACUCUGACUUUCUAGCAUCCAGCCCAGACCCCAGCACACGGUGGGCCCCCAAGAAAUGUUUGUUUAUGAAUAAGAUCUCUUUUGGAUGCACACAUCACCUUUCUCCUAAUAUUAAAAUGGUGCAGGGCGCCUGGGUGGCUCAGUCGGUUGAGCGUCUGACUUCGGCUCAGGUCAUGAUCUCACGGUUCCUGAGUUCAAGCCCCGAGUCAGGCUCUAGGCUGACAGCUCAGAGCCUGGAGCCUCCUUCGGAUUCUGUGUCUCCCACUCUCUCUGCCUCUCCCCAACUCAUGCUCUGUCUCUCUCUCUCUCUCGAAAAUAAAUAAACAUUAAUUUUUUUUUUUUAAUGGUGCAAUCAUACUAUUGCUCUGGCCUAAUCUCAACAGAAAGACAUCCUAAGUGCCCUUGGUCUGUGCCAUCCCAUCACCUCAAGUCACUUGUAUGCAGUGUGCUGUCCCUCAGUGUCUUCACUGUGACUUUUGACCCCCUAGCAAUCUCCUCUCCAAAUGAGGCUCCCAGUGCAUGUACCUCCAGGACCCUUGGGGGAACUGCAGAAAUCAGAAAAGUCAAGCAUAACACCUGGCACUUGUUUUUAUCACAUUAUUAGCAGCACCUUUAUCUCCAAGACAGCAAAAGUCCCCGCUCUUCUAGAUCUUGUGGUUUGGGCUUUUUGUUUUUUGUUUUUUGUUUUUCCAGCCAAGCCCCAAGGAAGAGAUUACACCAGAAAUCUCUGUAUUCUGUGAAUUUUCUAAAUCCCCUCUUCACAAACACUGAUGGGCUAAAGAUCUUAUCGGGGAGGUUUGUUUUUCUUAUCAGGUCCACUUAGCAGCCCUCAAGGGGACAACUGGGACAGGUCAGAGCACAUAUAGCAAACAACUUUUGCCGGCCACUGCAUGCUCAGAACCCGAGGAGAAAGCAUGAAGUGGUUUUGGGUCCUUGGGCUGGUGGCCCUCUCAGAGUGCUUAGUCACAAUCCCUCUGACGAGGGUCAAGUCCAUGCGAGAAAACCUCAGGGAGAAAGACAGGCUGAAGGAUUUCCUGGAGAACCAUCCUUACAACCUGGCCUACAAGUUCGUUGACUCUGUAAAUCUGGACCUGGGGAUAUAUUUUGAACCGAUGAGAAACUACCUGGAUCUGGCCUACGUUGGCACCAUCAGCAUUGGCACGCCCCCGCAGGAGUUCAAGGUCAUCUUUGACACCGGCUCGUCUGACUUGUGGGUGCCCUCCAUCUACUGCUCUAGCCCUGCCUGCGCUAAUCACAACGUCUUCAACCCUCUGCGGUCCUCCACCUUCCGGAUCUCGGGCCGGCCCAUCCACCUCCAGUACGGCUCCGGGACGAUGUCAGGAUUUCUGGCCUACGACACCGUUCGGUUCGGGGGCCUCGUUGACGUGGCCCAGGCGUUUGGCCUGAGCCUGAGGGAGCCCGGCAAGUUCAUGGAAUACGCAGUUUUCGACGGCAUCCUGGGCCUGGCCUACCCCAGCCUCAGCCUCAGAGGGACCGUCCCUGUCUUCGACAACCUGUGGAAGCAGGGUCUCAUUUCUCAGGAGCUCUUUGCCUUCUACUUAAGCAAAAAGAACGAGGAGGGCAGUGUGGUGAUGUUCGGCGGUGUGGACCAUUCCUACUACAGUGGAGACCUCAACUGGGUCCCUGUGUCCAAACGGCUGUACUGGCAGUUAUCCAUGGACAGCAUCUCCAUGAACGGGGAGGUCAUUGCUUGUGAUGGUGGCUGCCAGGCCAUCAUUGAUACAGGAACCUCGCUGCUGAUUGGCCCGUCUCACGUUGUCUUCAACAUCCAGAUGAUCAUCGGCGCCAACCGGUCCUACAGCGGCGAGUACGUAGUUGACUGUGAUGCCGCCAACACUCUGCCCGACAUCGUCUUCACCAUCAACGGCAUCAACUACCCGGUGCCAGCCAGUGCCUACAUCCAGGAGGGUCCUCAGGGCACCUGCUACAGCGGCUUUGAGGAGAGCGGAGACAGCUUGUUGGUCUCAGACUCCUGGAUCCUGGGCGAUGUCUUCCUGAGGUUGUAUUUCACCGUCUUCGAUCGAGAAAACAACAGGAUUGGCCUGGCUCUGGCAGUGUAAACACUGGGGCCAGCUCCAGGAAGCAACCGUGCCCACCCCAAACCCGCGCGCGUGUGCACACACACACACACACACACACCCCGCAGUCAGGGCAUUCCUGCCCAGGGGCCGGCUUGAACUGUGUCUUCGGCUCUGCAAAGCCCUUCUUCCAGUGGAGAAUAAAAGACCUCAUUUUC